GAGAUAAUCGGUAAUCGCUUUUUUUUUGUUCUCGAAUCGGACUCGAAACUCCUCCUCCUGUAAAUUGAUUUCCCUUAAGAAGAAGAAGAAGAAAUCGGCCACUUCAUUUCUUCGCUUCCAAUUCCCAAAUCCGCGAUCACAUUCAAAGCCUACUCCAGUCGCCAGUCUCUCUUCUAGAGAGAGAGAGAGAGAGAGAGGAGAAGAGAGAUAAUUUUGGGAGCCCCAAAAGAUGGCUGAAGAAUUACCAGAAGGUACGGUUCGGAAUCUACUGGAUCAAGAGUCUCUUAAAUGGGUUUUUGUUGGUGGCAAAGGCGGUGUCGGAAAGACCACCUGUAGCUCCAUCCUCUCCAUUCUUCUCUCCCGUGUCAGAUCCUCUGUUUUGAUUAUCUCCACCGACCCGGCUCACAAUCUCAGCGAUGCCUUUCAGCAGAGAUUCACCAAGGCACCCACCUUGGUUAAUGGCUUCUCCAAUCUAUAUGCCAUGGAGGUGGAUCCUACUGUGGAAAAUGAAGAAGUGGGCGAGGGGAUGGAUGGCUUGUUUUCUGAGCUAGCUAAUGCUAUUCCUGGAAUUGAUGAGGCAAUGAGCUUUGCAGAGAUGCUCAAAUUAGUACAAACAAUGGAUUAUUCUGUAAUUGUAUUUGACACGGCUCCAACUGGCCACACUCUGCGGCUGUUGCAAUUUCCAUCAACUUUAGAGAAAGGGCUUUCAAAGAUAAUGUCUUUGAAAAGUAAAUUUGGUGGCUUAUUGGGUCAGAUGACCCGGAUGUUUGGUGUUGAUGACGAGUUUGGUGAGGAUGCAAUUCUGGGAAGACUGGAAGGGAUGAGAGAUGUGAUUGAACAAGUUAAUAGACAAUUCAAAGAUCCUGAUUUGACAACAUUUGUCUGUGUCUGCAUUCCCGAGUUUCUCUCGCUUUAUGAAACAGAGAGACUAGUUCAAGAACUUACCAAGUUUGAGAUCGAUACUCACAAUAUUAUCAUUAAUCAAGUACUUUUUGAUGAGGAAGAUGUUGAAUCCAAGUUACUGAAAGCAAGAAUGCGGAUGCAGCAGAAAUAUCUCGACCAAUUUUACAUGUUGUACGAUGACUUCCACAUCACCAAGUUGCCAUUGCUGCCUCAAGAGGUGACUGGGGUUGAAGCUCUAAAGGACUUUUCAGGUCAUUUUUCGAGCCCAUAUGAACCAACGACCAGCAGAGAUUCAAUAGAAGAAUUGGAGAGGAAAAUAUCAACGUUGAAGCAGCAACUGAAUGAUGCUGAAACUGAGCUUGAUAGAAUUAGAAAAGGGAAGCAAAAGGCGUAGAGCCCCCACCACACCCUUUCUUUUCCCCAACUCCCUAUUUUCCUUUGUCUUUUGUUUUUAUUUGUUCAUCUUUUCUUUGAAUUUAUUUUUCGUGAAUUAUAAUCUCGAAAGUGGCAUCCCAGGUUAAACAAUGAUGCGUAGGCUGCUUUUUAAUUAGCUUUUAUUUAUUUUGGAGUAUCCAUUUUCUGGUUAAUAUAUAGUUCAUUCAUUAUUCCAUUU
Molecule: messenger RNA, 1516 nt
Organism: Cucumis sativus (cucumber)
Lineage: Eukaryota; Viridiplantae; Streptophyta; Magnoliopsida; Cucurbitales; Cucurbitaceae
Product: ATPase ARSA2
Exons: 7
Coding region: 230-1297 (355 amino acids)
Biological process (GO): post-translational protein targeting to endoplasmic reticulum membrane
Cellular component (GO): GET complex
Molecular function (GO): ATP binding; ATP hydrolysis activity
Source: RefSeq, a predicted model, not a curated record